UAUAAUAACAUAGUACGUGCGGUAUAAAUUUAAAAAAAUGAUAUGAGUAAUAUAAAAUAAAACUUGUAAUAAUAACUAAAUUGUAUAAUUUAUAAAAGGUAUCUAUUUUUGCUAUGGAAAAAUGGCGAUAUUUUGAUAAAGAUGAACUCUAGUUUGGAGGAGCAAAACUCCUUAGUCACAAAAUUAUCAAAUUCGCUUGAAAUUAAGGAUGAAGAGUUUAAUCAACUCAGGAAUUCUUCUAUAACAUAUAAACCAUUGAGUAACGCUUCAGUAAACACUUGUAAUGGAGUUUAUGUAGGUUAUGACAGCAAUACAAGUAAUAUAGAUCAUUCCCACCAAAAGACACUUAGUCAUAAGUCGUUAACAGAUAAAAAAGUGCAUCUGUUUCCGAAUGUUUUAGUAAACCCUCCUGUUGAACCUUAUGAAAUUGAUAGUGAUGAAGAAGACUUUAGGCUCAGUCAUAGGAAGAACGAUAGUGGAAAUGGAUCCAGCGUUGGUAGUUCUUCUUUACACAGUCAACCAUGUUUAGAAUAUAAUUUGUCAACUGAACAUGAAAGUGAUAAUAAUAUUAAAUUUUGCUUAGAAGAUAUGGAUAUACUGCGCAGCUCCUCUCAGUCAUACAAUAAAAAUAAUAAAUUUUCGAACCCAAAAAUUUUUGAUAAUUCAAAAAAUCAGUCAGAUAAUAAAUUUAUGGAUGUUCCUUUAAACAAUAUAGAAAAAUCUAAUCAUGUACUUGAAAAAACAAACUUAAAUACUUUUGCUCCUAAAAUUAAGUUUGAACCACUUGCAGUAAAUGAUCCACUUAGACCCCCACCAGCAACUGAUCUUCAACCAAAAGCAAGAUUACUAUCGAAACCUAAGAGAAAAUCUUGGCAUAUUUUUGGCAAUAUUGCAAUACCUGUACCAAAAAGUCCAUCUCAAAUCAGGAGUGAAAAAAACACAAAUUUAGUAUCAUCUACAACAGCUCUUAUUUUAGAGCAUCGUCCAUCGUGUUUGCCUCCAAAAACUCCAAAAGAAGAGCAAAUGCAUAAUGAAUUAUAUGCAGAGAUAGUUGAGUCAGCAAGGCGCAAGGAACUUCGUGAUUUGCAGUUACAGAAAAAGAAAAUGAAUGAAAGAAAAAAAUUAGAAGAACAAUUAUCAAACUUAGUUAAGCAAUGGAAAGAAGAUUUCAUACCUAACUGGCAAACAUGCUACAAAUCAAAAAAGGUAAGAGACAUAUGGUCUCAAGGAAUUCCACCUAGUGUUCGAGGAAUAGUUUGGAAAUUAGCAAUCGGGAAUGAGCUUCAUAUAUCAACAGAGUUGUUUAACAUAUACCAUGCAAAUGCUGAACAGAGAAUGAAAAAUAUAAAUGAUCCAAUAAUGCUUGAUAACAUCCAUCAUCAUUCCGAAAAUUCUGUAAUAGUUAGCAAAGAAAAUACAUUAGCAUUGAUUAUGCUUGAUGUGGCUAGAACAUUUCCUUCUUUGGGAAUUUUUCAAAAGGGUGGACCAUAUCACGAAACUCUCAAACACCUUCUUGCUGCAUAUACAUGUCAUAGGCCAGAUAUUGGAUAUGCCCAAGGUAUGUCUUUUGUUGCUGCCAUGCUGCUUCUUAACAUGGAUCUUCAAGAUGCUUUUAUUGCCUUUGCUAACCUUUUGAACAGACCAUGUCAAAUGGCUUUUUAUACAGUUAACCAACAAAUGAUGAGUGCGUAUUUUAAAACGUUUGAUGUUGUCUUAGCUGAUCAAAUUCCUCGUUUGCAUUAUCAUUUCAAACAAGAGUGUUUGAGCCACGACAUAUAUCUCUUAGAUUGGAUUUUUACCAUGUACAGCAAAUCUUUACCUUUGGAUACUGCCUGUCGUGUUUGGGAUUUGUUCUUUAGAGAUGGCGAAGAAUUUCUUUUUAAAACUGCCCUAGGUGUUCUUCUUAUGCAUGAGGAAACCCUAUUAGAAAUGGAAUUUUUUCGUUUGGCGACUUACCUCACUAAGCUAUCUAACACAUUAGCGGCAGACGAACUUUUUGUUUUUAUAGACAAGAUAAAUUUUCCGUCGCAGAAAUAUCAUAGUACUUUAAGUCAAAUGAUAGAAUUAUCUUAGCCUAGACAAACGUAGAUCAUCAUAAAAAAUAGUUUUCUUACAAGUAUCAUAGGCGUUUUCUAACAUAAGAGAUAAUAUUCUUUGAAAAUAUAUUUUUUGCAAAGAUUUCUUUUCAUCAAAAUGAAUUUACUUCUCCAGCAAAGAGGAUAUAUGCCAUUUAAUUGACAAGAAAAGAAAAAGAACAUUGUGUAUGAAGUCAUUUUAAUUUUCGAAAAUAUUGAGCGUUGUGGAUUUCAUAUUGUAUAAUAAAUUUGUGAAUAUUUUUUUAUAAAUUUAUAUCGAUAAAUUAUAUUAUUUUUAAUCAAAAGUAAUUUCUAAUAGUUGUAAAAUUUCGAAUAAUUACUCUAGUUA
Hydra vulgaris (swiftwater hydra) is the source of this 2424-nucleotide messenger RNA. Its product is annotated as TBC1 domain family member 14. NCBI's taxonomy places the organism in Eukaryota, Metazoa, Cnidaria, Hydrozoa, Anthoathecata, Hydridae. The record is from RefSeq and is a predicted model, not a curated record.